This is a messenger RNA of Pocillopora damicornis (cauliflower coral), 4132 nucleotides long. Its product is annotated as GATOR2 complex protein MIOS. Lineage: Eukaryota; Metazoa; Cnidaria; Anthozoa; Scleractinia; Pocilloporidae. Gene Ontology annotation, biological process: positive regulation of TORC1 signaling; cellular response to amino acid starvation. Gene Ontology annotation, molecular function: protein binding. The record is from RefSeq and is a predicted model, not a curated record. Gene Ontology annotation, cellular component: cytoplasm.
CUCACUGUCGUCCGCUAUCUUGUAACCUUUGAGGCAGAGUAGGGAGCCCACAAGAUGCGCAAAUUAAGAGUUACUGAAUACGUUUUGUAGUUAUUUUUCAAUUAAAACUGUUAUAGAUGACCUUAAAUCUUACAUAAUGACACAACGAACUCAAUAUUUUUGACAAGCUUUCCACUAUGAGCACGGCAAACUGGCAGGUAUUGUGGUCUCCAAACCAACACGACAAGUUUAUCACCUUCGGAAGUGAAAUAUGUCUUUACAAAGUCAGCAGGUCUCAGGAAAGUCCACCAACGGCUGCAGGUGUAAGAAGCCAAGUAAUGCAUCUUUCUGGAGAUACCUAUGCAUCACUUUUAUCUGUUGUGAAUGAUAUACAAAAUUUAAAGUGUGUUGCUUGGUAUCCAAAAUCAGAACCAGAAAAUUUAUUAGCAGUUGGACAAGCAAAUGGAAGAGUUUUAGUCACAAGCAUUGGAAAAGAAAGUAAUCAGUCAAACCAAAGAAUUUCUAGAGAAUUUGUCCCCAGGCAUUCACGGCAAUGUAACAGCCUUGCAUGGAAUCCUGUUGAAAACAAAUUGCUGGCAGUUGGCUUGGACAAAGCAAGAAAUGAUCCUUCUCUUCUUGUUUGGGACGUCAGUGUUCAACCCACUGUAAGGGAAAGUGGUAACCAAGAAAAGAGACACUCAGGAGUGACUGGUGGCAAACAAUCUCCCAUUACCGUAGGGACAAAUUUCCAAGAGCCUUCACAUGUGCAGAAUAGGGCUCUUGUUGAACUAUCCACUUCAGAUAUAACUGUUUCAUUAGCUUGGUGUCCUUAUGAUUCUAACGUGUUGAUCACUGGGCAGGGACCAAAAUACAUCAGAGCAUUUGACAUCAGAGCGGACACAUUCCGUCCACAGAAUGCUGCCGUAACAAAAGCAGUGUAUGGUGUAUGUUUUGACCCACUUGUUGAACACAGAAUAGCUUCAUUCUCUGGGAGUGGGCCUGGCGUAAUUUGCAUCUGGGAUGAUCGAAAUUUUGAAAAACCUUUACUGUUGUCCACCUUUAAAAAUACAAAAUUCAAUAAUGUUUUUGUCCUAAAAACUCCAACUGGUGUUUCUUCUUGUGAAAGUUUAUAUUUUCAGUCCUACCUUAACCUUUUUCAGUUGAUGACAAUGAGUCAGUUAUGUCCUGUGACAGCCAUUUCAUGGAGUCCAACACGAUCUGGCUUAGUAGCCACGCUAGGUAUAGAGAGCCCCACUGUGCAACUGUACGAUAUUCAACAUGCUUCAGCGGGAAAUCUUUCCUCAGUUUCACCAACAUAUGGAGUUGGAUACGAGAUAGAACCAUCUUUCAUUGAAAGGAGUGUUAAGCCAUCAGGAACAGUUGUGUCUGCAUUCUCCUGGCAUCCUACACAAGAGAAUCGCAUGCUUACAAUAUCAUCAUCUGGAUUGGUCCAAGACUGUACAAUUUUUGAAAGAAUAUCUGUAACUUGGUCCCCAAACUCCUAUCUUACUUGGGGUUGUGGGAAGCAUUUGCUGGAGUGCUCACAAAAGACUACAGAGGCAGCUUUAGAGGAAGAUGUCUCAUUAAAGAUGAAGCGCAGAGCAUUUGCAGGAUAUGGAAUUGACUUUUAUCAAGCACAAGACAUUGCAAGAAUAACUGGAGAUCCUAAGCUUGUCAAGCUGUGGUCAUGGAUUUAUCGGGUAAAGUCCAUGAGAGAACAAGAUAAAUCUAAAACUCUUAAAUAUGAUGGCAUCAAAUCUAUCAUUGGUGGAGAGAAUGGUGGUGGAGGUGCAACUGCAAGAAGUAAAGCAGACUCUUACCAAGAACAGCGUCUUGUAGCACCAGUGUACUACAGUGACGAAAGAAAGCUGGCUCUUUCUCUUUGUGGCUGGGAUUUUAAAAGUUCUGGAAAUACGCUUGCUGAUUUUUUAAACAAAUUGCAAUCUUCUGGACAGUAUGAGAGAGCUGCAGCAGUAGCACUUUUCAAUAACAAGAUCAGAGAUGCAAUUGAAAUAUUGAGCUCACAAGGGUCAAAUGAUUUUAAAGGAAGUUCCCUGAAUGUGGUUGCUAUGGCACUGUCAGGGUAUACAGAGGAAAAGAAGACUUUGUGGAGAGACAUGUGCAGGUCACUGUGCGGUCAGAUGGAGAAUCCUUACCUUAGAUCAGCUUUUGCUUUUUUGACCACUGAGGCUGAACACUUAGAGAAUAUUUUGGCUGAGGAAGGAAUUGAAAUUGAGGACAGAGUAGCCUUUGCUUGCAAGUACCUUCCUGAUCACAAGUUGUCCCAGUUUCUUGAAAACUUGUCAACAAAGUUGAGUAAUGCUGGGGAUCUAGAUGGCAUUCUGCUUACUGGAAUUUCAAUGGAUGGAAUAAACUUAAUAGAAAAAUAUGUAAAUAAGACAACAGAUGUUCAAACAGCAAGCUUGGUCUUUGUCAACUGUGUAACUCAUAUCUCCAGUGAAGUAUUCAAAGAUCCUAGAGUUUUAUCAUGGAUAGAAAAUUAUAGAAGUCUGCUUGACAUGUGGAGGCUCUGGCAUCAAAGGUCCCUGUUUGAUAUUCAUUUUAACUUAAAAGAUUCCACCCAAAGGCCUCCUCAACAAGUGUUUGUUUCAUGUAAUUUUUGUGGCAACUCCAUCAUUACUAACAUGCUAUCAACAAGUUCAAGGCCUCGUAAACUCGCACAAUACUGCAAUCCCUCAAACAGAACAAAGAUUAUGGCUUGUCCAGGUUGCCGUAAGCCUCUUCCAAGAUGUGCUCUCUGCCUAGUUCACAUGGGAACAUCUUCAUCACUUUCACAGAAGCCAGCAAAUCAAGGAGAUUCAAGUGCAGAAAAACCAGCAAAUGUGCGAACUGUCAAUCCAUUUCAUAACUGGUUCACAUGGUGCCAAUCAUGUCGUCACGGUGGACAUUCCAAUCAUAUAGUUGAAUGGUUUAAGGAACAUAUUGAAUGUCCUGUUACAGGAUGUGGAUGUCACUGCAUGAACUUAGAUUCUGUUGCCAUGGCAAUGCCAAACAAUGACAUUUAUUCAGUAGCAUGAGUGGAUAAUUAUUUUUCAAAUAAUGUCAAAAAAAUUAGACUCAGACUAGCCAUUUCUGACGUUUACAGUGUUAUCUGGAAAAUAUUUGUGAAGACACCUUUACAAAAUGUUGCUCCUAUGUCUGAAAGAAAAUAUUUUUUCUUUUUCAUCUCAAAAAUUGGAUUUAUUUAGUCCUCUACUAAUUCAGAUAUUGCAAUUUAAUUCAUUCUCUACUCUAACAAUGAAAAAUUACUAGGCUUUUUUUAAAAUUGUAAUUGUAUAUAUAUAUAAAUUAAGUUAUGAAUCAGUGAACUUUUCUUUUUAAUUCUUGGCUCAUUGCCCCUAGAACUCUGGUGUGAAUUUUUUUUAUUCAUCAUUAGUGGGAAGCACUGAUGUGAGACAAAACCAUUAUGCUUGAGUUACAGUAGACUGAUUUUAGGCCUUCUAAGUGUUCAUGAUUGAAAGCAGCUGUAACCAUUACUGGGAUAGUUGAUGCAAUAAUAUUCCCUUAUUCACUUUGAAGCUGCACUUAAAGUCAAAUUUCAUAAGUUACCAUACUUAACUGCAAUAUUCCCUUUCCUCAGUCUGUGUUUAACAGUCACAUUAUAAACAGAGCAUGACAUUGGAUAAGGAAAGCUGUGGCAGAGUGUUUUAAGAAUGAGUGGUAAAUUGGUAUAUUCUUCUUUGUUACUAUUUAAAGGGCAAUGUGGAAUCUUCUUAGACAGUAACAGCAGACACAUUUCACCCCAAUUUCUUCUGUCACACAAACAUAAUUGGCAGUUUUCAUAUGCAGAUAAUUGCUGUGAAGACGUCGUGAAAUAAAAAGUACUUCAGUCAACAGGUCAAUCAUUUGCAUAUGGCUGCUUCCAUUCAUGUUUGUGUCACAGUAAAGAUGAGCCUAAACUUUAACCAGGUUCAUUGUUUAUUAACUAAAAGGAUCAGCCCUGUCUGAAGUAUCUAGUGGUGUUUUUGUCAAUCUCUCUAGAAAAGUAUUUUACACAUCGCCUACCGCUAAUUUAAUUAAAAAUUCAUGUGAUUCCUUAACAUUUGUUAAUUGUAAGGAAAAUCUCAAAAAAUCCAAAUCAAAGAUAUUUCACAAAGGGAUUCGUUGAAUUAAAAUCAUUGUCAUAAACAAA